AAAAAAAAAGCACACCAGCAGACUGAGACCGUGCCAAGUUCGUGCCAGGUCCGUGCAGUGAGACUUUGAUAAAGAUGACAUCUGUCAUGACUUACCAAAAGUACGUACGAAUAAGUCUCGUAGCUCUAGUCUGGUGCCCACUUCUAGAAGCAGGGUUGAUAUCUCGGGCAACUCCAACGGGUAUAGAAAUCGGCGUGACAGAGACACUUAUGAUGGAGUGCUUGUUUACACCAGGCACUGACACUAAAUUAACAUACGCAUCGUCCAUCAAACUGUUCCACUCCGAGAGUUCAGCCUACGCAAAGUACAUUGACAUUCUGACCGUCCUCAACGUGAACAACAUUCUAGGAAAAGCCAAGGAUUCAGCAGACGUUAAGGCCGAAGGCUCGAUUGACCACACUAAUCCUUCUGUGCUUCGUAUCACCUGGAAAGGUCCGACAGCCAAACAUUCCGGCUCGUACAAAUGUGUAGCUCACGGUGUGGACGAGAAUGGCAACCCCGAUACGGUGCAGAGUGAAACCGUUGUUACCGCUAAAGAUGCUGAUAUAGAAAAGGUGGUGGACCACGUGAAUCAUCUCAACCAACAAGUGGAUCAGCUUCUGAAAGAGCUGAAUGCAACGGAAGCGAAGAACAAUCAGCUAGAAAAUGAGAAAAAGCAACAACAGCAACAUUUAAUCGACGCACAGGAUUCGCUGUUUACGCCUUCCCCCGCGUUCAAUGGAUCACGUUACCUCUUGACCAAAACCGCAGGCGCCAUGAACUAUUUUAAUUCAGUCUUGACGUGCGGACGACUUGGCGGUUAUUUGGCGGAAAUUGACUCGGAGGAGGAAUACAAGUUUGUGUUAGAUAGUUUACUGAAGAGCUCUGCUUACGAGUCAGUGCUUAUCAGUGGAACAGAUGAAGCGGUGGACAAAGUCUGGGUCCAUAGCUUCAGUAAAAAUAAUGUCACGUUCUUUAAGUGGGCUACCUAUAGGCCCGACUCGAGAGAACUGCUCAACUGUUUAGCUUACAGGAAGCAGCUUCAGUGGCAUAACGUUGAGAUGGAGUGUAAGACACUGUGCGCUUUUGAUGGGACCCUCGCGUUUCUCUGCGAAGUACCAGACAAGAGUUAUGAAAUAAUAGGAAACCAACAUUGAUAGCAUGCAGUUGACAAAUAAAGUUUAAUCUUAUC
Molecule: messenger RNA, 1171 nt
Organism: Biomphalaria glabrata
Lineage: Eukaryota; Metazoa; Mollusca; Gastropoda; Planorbidae
Exons: 2
Coding region: 75-1136 (353 amino acids)
Source: RefSeq, a predicted model, not a curated record